AUGAACUCCUACACUGUUCUCCUUCUCUGCAUCGCGGCCUGUUUGGUUCAGAAUGCAUACAGCCAAUGCUUGAACUCUAUCUAUGGUGCCGGUCUCGGCUAUAGAGGAGCAUAUGGCUUGGAGGCUGGACUUGCAGGUGCUUAUGGUUUAGAGGCUGGACUUUCAGGUGCUUAUGGUUUGGAGGCUGGACUUGCAGGUCCUUACGGUCUGGAUGCAGGUCUGGCUCCAUCUGCUUUCGGUUACCCAGCUGCUGGAUUAGCUGGUGCUUAUGGUGGUGCUGGUAUUGGUGAUGUCGCCGUCGCUGGUGAAAUGCCAGUCGCUGGUACAACCCUCGUCGCUGGACAGGUGCCAAUUCUUGGUGCCGUUCGUUUCGGUGGUGCCCUCCCAGCCGCUGGUACCGUCUCUAUUACCGGCAGCAGUGGUUGCGGAUGCUACAUAUAAUUGCCUGGUCAUAAAC
Molecule: messenger RNA, 457 nt
Organism: Danaus plexippus (monarch butterfly)
Lineage: Eukaryota; Metazoa; Arthropoda; Insecta; Lepidoptera; Nymphalidae
Product: chorion class A protein Ld19-like
Exons: 2
Coding region: 1-441 (146 amino acids)
Biological process (GO): chorion-containing eggshell formation; multicellular organism development
Cellular component (GO): egg chorion
Molecular function (GO): structural constituent of egg chorion
Source: RefSeq, a predicted model, not a curated record